Messenger RNA from Toxorhynchites rutilus septentrionalis, 1209 nucleotides. RefSeq lists its product as uncharacterized. The record is from RefSeq and is a predicted model, not a curated record. NCBI's taxonomy places the organism in Eukaryota, Metazoa, Arthropoda, Insecta, Diptera, Culicidae. Gene Ontology annotation, molecular function: nucleic acid binding. The transcript has a single exon. Gene Ontology annotation, biological process: DNA integration. The coding region runs from base 1 to 1209 and encodes 402 amino acids.
AUGGAGAUGGAACUGUAUGUUAAGAGUUGCAAGAAGUGUACUCUUGUCGCAGCACCGAACCCACCAGAACCUUUGGUCCGAACAAAAAUGCCAGACAAAGCAUGGAUUGAUCUAGCCGUAGAUUUCGUUGGUCCAUUACCCUGCGGUCAUAACUUACUGGUCAUCGUAGACUAUUUUAGUCGCUUCACAGAAGUAAUUAUUAUGCGUCAAAUCACAGCUACCCUGACGGUAAAGGCUCUUCAUGAAACGUUUUGUCGUUUCGGUAUGCCAGAAUCCAUCAAAUCCGAUAAUGGACCCCAAUUCAUCAGCACCGAAUUUCAAGAGUUUUGCAGACAGUUUGACAUUGACCACAGAAAAACAACGCCCUACUGGCCUCAAGCCAACGGAGAAGUGGAAAGAUUGAAUCGUUCCAUUGGCAAGAGACUGAAGAUAAGCCAAGAAACAUUGGGAUCCGAUUGGCAGUGGGAUCUUAGAACAUUUGUGCUAAUGCAUAAUUCUACACCGCAUUCGACUACAGGCAUUGCUCCAUCAAUCCUAAUGUUCGGGAGGAAACUUAAAGAUAAAUUACCCGGAUUACUGAUGAAAUGUCCAAAAGUUCUUGAGGAGAUUCAAGAUCGUGACCGCGUGCAGAAGAUGAAGGGAGCGGAGUAUGCAGACCAUCGGCGCAUGGCAAAACAAAACGAUAUAGAGAAAGAUGACAUAGUGAUAACGAAACGCAUACAAAAAGAAAAUAAAUUGUCUACACCAUUUCACCCUGAAGAAUUCACUGUUAUUUCGCGUAAUGGCUCAAAUGUGACCUUGAAAUCGAAGGAGAGUGGGAAAAUUAUUAACCGCAACGUAUCACACCUUAAAAAGCUCGUUUCAGAUGAAAAACCCAUCGCGAACGAGCCAGAAGCACCGAACCCAAAUAAUCACCGGGAGCUGAAUUUAUCAAAUUCCAGAGAUACUCCAUCCGAAGUAGGCGCAUCAAACAAGACAGGUGUUGAUGAGUCGAAUGAGAACAACGAUCUACCGGACAUCACUUCAAACGCUAGAGACAUUCAAUUCGGAAAUGGCGUAUCGAACCAGUCAGGAGUUGAUAAGGCUAAUGAGAACAACGAUCUACCGGACAUCACUUCAAAAGUUAGUAAUGGAGCAAAAUCUCGUCCAAAGAGGGAUUUUAAACAACCACUAUAUCUGAGUGAUUAUAAAGUAAAUAACCUUGUUUAG